Messenger RNA from Eremothecium gossypii ATCC 10895, 4170 nucleotides. RefSeq names its product ubiquitin-specific protease UBP2 (gene UBP2). The coding region runs from base 1 to 4170 and encodes 1389 amino acids. NCBI's taxonomy places the organism in Eukaryota, Fungi, Ascomycota, Saccharomycetes, Saccharomycetales, Saccharomycetaceae. The transcript has a single exon. Gene Ontology annotation, biological process: proteasome-mediated ubiquitin-dependent protein catabolic process; regulation of proteasomal protein catabolic process; protein deubiquitination. The record is from RefSeq and is marked provisional. Gene Ontology annotation, molecular function: cysteine-type deubiquitinase activity; proteasome binding.
AUGAAUCAGGAAUCGCGCGAACAGAUCGAGACGGAGCAGAAUUGCGAGCUCGAGCAGGGAGACGAUGGACGCACAGUACUCUAUGGGAAUCUAGCGCGGCAGGGGCCGGUCAAGACGUCGGACCGCCUUCUGGACGACGUGAGGGUGACGGUGUCGCUUUCAGAGGAGGGGCGCGAAGUGUUGCGGGCGCCCAUGCUGGAGUAUGCGCGGCAGCGCGCGAACGCGCGCACCUGGUCCGUGGGGUACCUGCUUGAUCAGGUAGUGCUGCAGACGAGCUUCGAGUACACCUCACGUACAUGCGCGCAGAACCGGGUGCACGUGUUCAUGGGGGUGCUAUGCGACCCCGGGCAGCGGUUUGCGAGCCAAGACGAGCUGGUGAACUACCGUAUCUACCACCUGCGUGUGACAGUGAAGAUCCGGCCGCAGCUGGAACGGGCCCGGCAGCACUACGGCGUUGCGCAGUACCACCUGGUCGACGAAUUGCACCCAUGGGACAAACCCGACUUCUGUUUGUUUGAGGACGGCGACCCUGCUGUGGUCGAUUCUGCGACCUACGUGGCAAGUGGGACCAACAGGCUUGUCCGGAUAGAAGUCCUCCGGCCAGAGUUCGGCCCCGAUGAGUUACAAGAGUUUACCGGCGAGCGUAUCCGCGCGCGAUAUCUCGAGGUAUGCAAGCGGCACCCGGAUCUGGACCCAUCGGAUAUCCCGAGCCAGGCAGAGUGCCUUAAUACGCUGUUCAAGGUUUUCAAAAACCCACUCAGCCGCCAGAAGGCGCAAGAUGAGCUAAAAACGAUAUCUGCCGACAACAAGGUGCUGAAUUCCCAGCUGGAAGCUAAUUGGCUGGUGACGAAGUUUGGCUUUGAACUCUGCGAGAUCGAGGAAGAUGGGCAGAAAAUAUAUGAAUACAAACCACCGGACUUCACAGAACAUGUCGAGAACUGGGAGGUCCGCCGUUUCCGUGAGUCGUAUAUCAGGAAGUCGCUUGAACUUAUCUUUUUGGGCAAGCAGUCUCUGCGCUUAGUGCCUAAGGAUGUCGUGGUUUCGAAUAGCAAGCUACGCUCGUUCCAGCUCUAUCAGACUCACUUUUCGCACAGUUUCUGGUACCACCUGAUGGGUGAAUACGACCAUAACGACUUUAACCAGCAGAUGCAUCCCUAUGAUACCAAUUACCACUUUGUGCAUCUUUCUUCGAAUUACUACUACAGCGAUAGGGACAUCAUAAAGAACUAUGAAGCUCAGAUAGCGUUAGAUCCCGCGAACGCUAGUAUCUACUACGAUGACCUGUCAUUUGUCGCAAAUUCAAAAGGCAGCAAACAGCUGCUGACAUACACCUAUAAACAGAAUGUUGUUGGCCAUGAGGCAUUAAUGAGUGCAUUGCGCUUAUUCCAUUUGGAUCCCAGCUCUACUGAUCCCCGUCAGCUCUCUGACGAAUUUUUACUGGAAAGUUAUAAAGAAGUCUGCAAGGACUCUGGCCCACAGAAGCACGCUGAUCUCCGCAACGCGCUGAGACUCUUGGCGAGAUACAAAGAGAGUGACAAGCUGAAGUUCUAUGUCGAAGUCGAACCCUUUCCCAAUGAAUUACAGGCAUACAAGCUGUUGGAAAUUGACGAAUCAGUCGAUAUUGACAUUAUAGAAACAGCUUACAGCAUUAAAGUUUCAGAUGCGCCUGGGCUAAAGAUGGAUUGUAUUCGAGCUUUAUACACUUUGGCAGUUGCCAAGAGGAGCAUCAUACUUUUCAAUAUCUUGUUUCAGCAAUGUCCCAAGUUUCACCAAUUCUACCAUAUGUCUUACUUGUCCUAUCAAUCUGCCCUGCAGUAUUUACAUGUAAAUGUAAAUGCCACAGAUGAUUUGAUUUUGGAAAUAUUCCAAAGAAAGUGGAGUUAUGAUCCCCUUGUUUCUCCGGAGCAGCUGUUGAAUUUAAAGAUCGCGCUCACCAAGAUUGGUUUCGAAAGAAACUCCAAGCUGAUUAACCACUUUCUGGAAACGGGCUUGGUGGAUAUCAACUACCUACCAGCGGGUAAUUGGCCUACGGGCAUUAACAACAUCGGUAACACAUGCUACUUGAACUCAUUGCUGCAAUACUACUUUACAAUAUCGCCCUUAAGGGAAUACAUCUUGGCGUAUGAUCAUACUGCGUCAAAUUUACUAAACAACGCGGUUUCAUCCUCUGAUAUGGGCAGAAGAAGAAUAGGUGGAAGAGCCAUUUCCCAAGCAGAAGUGGAAAGAUCUGUGCAGUUUGUUUAUCAGCUGCGUUCUCUCUUCCAUGAGAUGGUUCAUUCUAGAGAGAGAUAUGUGACCCCUACCCGAGAACUCGCCUACUUGUCCUUCUCUCCAAGCAGUACCGAGGUGGAGUUUGAGCCAGUGCCUCCUGCGGUUGGUACGGCCUCAAAUGCACUCGUUGCAAAUGAAGUAUACAAUGAAGAUACUGAGGUGAUCGAUAUCUCAAUGGAGGAGUGUGAUGAAGACAGCGCCAUUAAUGAACUUGGUGCUUCUAACAUCUCCGUCAAGUUGGACAGCGAUAUUGGAACGGAUAGCAAUAGCAAUCUUGCUACCGGUGCACAGACAGGCAUACCCCUGGACGGGCACACUGAUCUCAACACUGGAAUAAGAACGUGUAUGCCUAAUGAUACUGCCAUAAAUAUGGCCACCGGUAAUGCCACCGCGCCGAACAAAGGAAUCGUUAACAGUGAAGCUAACUUUGAGCAUCUCAUGACGCCAGCUCCGCACGAAGGAACAGACAAACCUAUCGGAAACGAUCAGUCUGUUGUUCCAAACCUUGGUACUUCCAAGGAUACCUUAAGCGCUUACCCUAAAAGCGGCUACGCUAAAACUGCUGCUUCUGCACUUUCGACAAAUAACUCAGCAGCGAGCCCAGAUGACUUCAGUGUCAGAUACCAAGCGUCCUCCGACACAGCUAAUACCGGCAGUACUCGUCCAAAUCCUUCCAGUACGCCAGAAAGUGGGCUAUCGGAUUCAGCCGCCAACGCUGAAUACACCAGCGCAGGUCCGCUUGAGGAUAGGCAGGCUGUUGAGAAUGAUGACUCAGGUAAAGAUAUCACCAUGGUCGGGAGUCCAGAGGCCGAAGGCCCUGAAACUUCCACCUAUGUUGCGAAAAUUAGUUCCGACCAGCUAGAAAACACAUUGGAGAUUGGCAGACAGCAAGAUGUGACGGAAUGCAUUGGGAACGUCCUCUACCAAAUUGAGAGUGCGUCCGUCCCGCUCAGCUUGGAUGAAGAGGGCGAGCAAUUCGACCUUGUAAAACAGCUCUUUUAUGGUAAACUGAAACAAGAGCUCAUCCCGCUUGAAUUUCCUGACCGCAAGCGGACGAAGAUCGAGCGCUUUAUGUCGCUUCUGGUCAAUAUCGGCGAUCAUCCAAAAGAUAUAUAUGACGCCUUGGACUCCUACUUCAAAGACGACCUACUAACUCUAGAUGAAGACGACGGAAAGGUCCGCCGCAGCGUUGCCGUUGCGGAGUUGCCCAUCAUGCUGCAGAUUCAGAUACAGCGAGUCUACUACGACCGCGAGAAAUUCAUGCCAUUCAAGUCCACCGAGCCGCUGCCCUUCGGCGAAAAGCUCUACAUGGAUCGCUAUCUCGCUACCGAUAACGCUGAGCUGAACGCCAAAAAGCAGCAGGCCAUCGGCCUGCGCGAGGAGCUCGAACGCCUCAGGGAACGCCGCCGGAGGCUGCUUGCCAAAAACGACCACGGCGUCACGCUCAGCGCCGCGCUCGCAGACACCCGCCGCUUCCUCGAUGCCGCAGAACUCACCUCCGGCAGUCGGCAACUCCAGGAGCAAUACCACGCCACGACCUCCCACUUGGACGCCCUCCGUGUCGCCCUCGACGAAGAGCUGGCCGCUCUCGAUGCCCACAUUGCCUCGGUGCAGGACGCCAUCGCCCACCGUUUCGACGCCUUCUCCUCCUAUGGCUACUCCCUGGGCGCCGUGUUCAUCCACAGAGGCGAGGCCAGCUACGGCCACUACUGGGUCUAUAUCAAAGACUGUCAGAAUGGCGGUAUCUGGCGCAAGUACAACGACGAGUCUGUCACCGAGGUCCCGGAGUCCGAGGUUUUCGAUUUUUCAGAAGAGAAUACCGCCACCCCUUACUUCCUGGUCUACGUCAAAGAAGCUCAUGAGCUCGACAUAGAGCCACUAAAGCGUUUACUGGCCUGA